AUGCUUGAUGUUUUACGAGAUGCUGCUGAGAUCAUAAAGCCACAUAGUCAUGUGAUCACAUCAACAUCACCAAGCACUGGCAUUUUUAACUUCUUUUUUACAGUUAAUAUUGAUUUGAAUUAUUUAUUGCAGCAAAUCAAUCUCAUCAUUUCAAAAGGUACAGAAAAUCAAUCAACGAUUGAUAUAUUUUAUCCGCAAAAUCAUGUUGAAGUGCUAGAUUUGAUCAAAACUCAAAUUCACGAAAAAGAAAAGUCAGACUUCAUUUUAUUUUUAACUGUAUUGACAUCUUUCGGUCUUUUAGACUCAGAAACUACUAAAGAAGAACAGAAAGCAGUCUUAAUUUUCAUUUAUGAAAAUCUUGUCAAUGAAUGCGAGUCAGAAGCCUUUUCAAACUACAAAAAUUACUUCUAUACGCUAUUUAUUUUCGGAUCCAAUAGAGUUAUGACUACAAAAGAAAACAAAGAAUUUUCAUUACGAAAAUAUUUCAAAACAAAUGUAUUUUCUUCCAAGUUAAUGCGUUCAUUUCAAGAUUUUAGCAUGAAAUCAAUCAACUCCACCCAUUUCCAAGUCGUCAAAUACUUCACAAAAAUAAAUCUUGAAAAAGAAGGGCAAAAGUUACUUUUAAACCUUGUAUUAAUAGAUCCAACAUCAUCUACAAGUAUAAGUUUUCUACAAAAACAGCUCGAUUUGAAGGAAAAUACAGUAGAUGCGAUAUAUAAUUGUAUUUCUCAAUUUUACGACAGUUUGGAAGAAGAUGUUAUACAGGAACGUCAACAUCUACUCAAGUCAUUUGAGAUUAAUGCCAAAAAAGAUUGUCCUUAUCUUGCAUCAAAAAUUUAUGAAAAAAAUUUGAGAGAUUUUGAGAAAGAAUUCUUCAUUAAGUACGCAGAUAAAGAGGUAAGUAUCGAAGCAUCCAAGAAAGACCAAAAUCUCCUCAAAAACCUGUUGUUUUCCUCAUUAAAUCCAGAAAACAACACUUUGAUAAGAAGAUCUUAUUUAAUUCCAUUGAUUCUCGAGAAUGAAGAAGAAUACAGCUUAAUAUCCAAAUGUAUCAAGGAAUCUCUAUACAAUAGAGUGCUUUUUUCGCAAGAAGGAUUAGAUAUUUUAUUGGCUCCAAAAAUCUUUACCAAUGAUAGCUGUUUUCACUCUCUCAAGCUCAUAACAAGUAUAAUGUCAUCAACAGAGCUAACGAGAGUCCUCUUUAGCGCGAUUUCCCCGCAUAAUAAUGUAAUUCCUUCUGAUUUCAACAAAAAAAUAAAAAUUUUGACUGAAUUAUUGGAGACAGACCCUUUCUACACCCCAAUUAAUGUCGGACCAUCGUUAAUUGACUUGAAAGGAGUUGAUCUCCAAAAUUUGAAGUCAGGAAUCUCAAUUGGAAUGUGGAUCUUCUUCGAACGGACUGAUUCAUCUGUACAGAUACCAAUUUUAACCUUGGAAGGCAAAAUUUUCUCUUUGGCCGUUUCGAAAUUUCAAAAUAAAAUUAUGGUAUUGGCAGGAAGUCAAGUUUAUGAGUUCCCGUUGAUAAGAUAUGGUGGUGUAACACCAAUGGCCAUCAAUAUGAAGGCCAAUGAUGCUUAUUUGCUGCUAAAAAUCACAAUUGGAACAGAAUUCCAAGUUCAAGAGGUAAAAAUAGGAAUUUCCAAUGCAGAAAGCUCAUUUAGAUCACAGUUAUGUAUUAGCAAUGACGACAUGAGCAUGUUUUUGCUUAGUUUUACUUUAAUUCCUUAUGAAGACGAAUUAGACAAUAUAAAGAACUGGCUGAUCAACAAUUUGAACUCCUUGGACCAAUAUUUCUUGAAUAUCAAGUCACAAACUGAUAUAGAAUGCAAGAUUCCGUUUUUAGAAAACAAAAUUACGGCAAUUAUCAAGAAAAGCAGCAAUAUCGAGUUCCAUCCUCUAUUAGAAACUGUUACACGAAGCUUUGAACUGAAGAUUUUGCUUCCUUUGUUUGCUUUUGCCACUAAUUUUGAAAAUAAUUCUGCAUUAACAUCAGCAUUUGACUUAUUAAGGAAGAUAUUUGCUUUUAUGCCUAAUUCAGUUAAUAUAUUUGUUGAAAAAUUCCUUGACAAGGCUUUAUUCCACAUUUUAGAAAAAUGUAGAGAUGAAUUCUUUGAUUCAAGCCUUUAUUCGCACAUUGCCGACAUGAUUGAUGUUAUACAAGACAAGAAGAUGAAGGACAAACUACUUUAUUUGAUUACUUCCCCGAAUUUAAUUCAAAAAUACGAUCCUUCAAUUUUCAAUCAGAUUUUCAAGCAUUGGUCGAACAAGAUCAGCUUAGAACUCCUGAAUAUUACAGAUUUACUUGCUUUUGCCCAUAGAAUUGACAAUGAAAUUUUGAAUUCAAUUUUAUUCAAAAUUUGUCAUACUCAGAAUGCAGAACAAGUCAUAAAAUCCAUCAUAGCGUUCGCUGCAUCUCACGAUCAAUGCGCGUACAGGUUUAAUUUGUUAUUAACCGAAAUAAUUUCAGAUGAAACGAUAAAUUUCCCAGAUUUCCCUUUAGUUCUUCGAUCCAUUGAAGAUAUCCUUCAAACAGGGAACCCAGAUCUUGCCGCUUACACGAUUUUGAUACUUUCCAAAGCUCAUCAGCGAAACAUGUAUCCGUUUUCUCUCCAAGACCACUUGAAAGCCCUGAAUUUGUCCCAAUACCACGGAAAUCAAGUUUUUGUUAAAAAUUUAAUUGGAUUUGAUAUUCCAGAUUCUGUUCCUUUAAUCAUUGAUUUGGCAUAUAUGACUGAUUUCGAUACCAUUGAUCAGCUUUACAGCAAUACUUCCAUUGAUUUUUCCAACGCAUUUCCGAAAAUUAUUGAACAUCUCGACGACGAAAUCUAUCCUUACAGGGAACGGCUGUACAAAGCGAUUAUUGACAAUGGUUGCGCAAACAUUGCUGAUAAAAUUGCUUGUAUGUACCAAAAUAAGCCAAAUCAUGUUUUGGAAUUCCUUAAAUAUGCAUCGAAAUGCAUUAAAGUGGAAUCCAACUCUAAUAAUUCUUAUCUUUUCGUUGCUUUAUGUUUCCAUUUCUUGUUAUUCCAAAAAAUUGAUAAUAAUUGGACAUUUAAACUGAAUAUCGACCAAGAAGGAAGAUGGAUUGACAUUGAUCUUGCAUCAGAAAGCCUGAAAUUAUAUCAAAGUAUCUUAGAUUCAAGAAUUUUGAAAUAUGAUAUAAUAACUUCAGGAUUUUUGAUGAGAUUCGCUCCUGAAGUCGUUCGUGAACAUCUUGUAUAUAUCUCUUCCAUGGAUUUCUCAGGCGAUGUUUCGCUCUACAAAGAUUUUAUUAUUUAUAUGGGAAGAAGAUUCAACAUUGGCGUUAAUUUCUUAUCAACAAAGCAGUGUGGAUUCGAAUCUAUGGAUCUUUUCACCACUUUGAAGCCAUUAUUUAAUGAUAUCUCAUUUAAAGAACCAGUUUCAGCCCAAACUGUUCCUCCAAAGCAAAAUCUUAGCCUGAUUGAAUCAUUUGUUGAAUCAAACAAUGUAAGAAUUUUGCAGCAACAGGAACAAUUAAAAAUUUCAGAGACAAUUUGGGAUAUUUUAUGGUUCAAACUUACUCAAAGAGGCGAAUUUUACGAAGAAUCUCUAUAUCCAAAGCCGAUAUUCCAAGGAUAUGAGAAAGUUGAUAACUUUGUAAAUACGAAUUGGUUAAAUGUCCGAUUCAAACCGAACAAGAGAUAUACAAUCCAUGCUGAUGCAUCAAUAAAACGUGAUGGAAAGAGGAAUACAGAUGCUGUGGCCAAUCUAGAAAACGAAAAAAAGACAAUUGAAAAUUAUCAGAAUGAAUAUAACAAUACACCAUUAGUUCUUAGGGUCAAACACUUUACUACGUCAAUGAUCCGCACUUUUGAGUACUUAGAUCUCAAAAAUAUUGGAGAAAACGAAAAAAUAAUUUUCGAAGCAGAUGGUUUAUACAUAAACCAAGCCAGAGAAGUCAAGAUUCGCUUCGUAUUCAAAGAAUCCAUAUUCAUUGUCACUAGUGAUGCGAAGAAAAAGGCGUUUUUGUUCAAAGAUAUCAAAUGUUGCCUUCCAAGAACGCAUUACCAUCAUUUGAACUCUUUGCAAUUCGUUCUUCAUGACGGAUCCAGUUAUUUCUUCUGUUUCCCUGGUCAAAAUUCAACACAAAUUAUAGAUAUAAUUAAGAUUCACAUGCCAAGUUCCGUUGACAUCUACAAAUCACCUAUUGGUAAUUUCUCUUUCGGAGAAAUUACUCAGCGAUGGUCUGUUGGCGAAGUUUCAAACUUUGCCUAUCUUAUGCACUUAAACAACUUGGCUGGAAGAAAUACAUAUGAUAUUUGCCAGUAUCCAUUCAUGCCAUGGGCUUUGGGAGACUACAGAGUCCCUUUAAGUUUCCCUCCUCGACCAAUCCAAGAAAUGGCUCCGAAAAACACAGAAAACGAUGAACAAAAUGGAGAAGAUGAACAAACAGAAAACAGUAACAAAGAAAAUGAUGCCAAAUCCGAAAAUUCUCCAGAUCAAAUCGAAGAAAAACCGAAAAUUGAAGAAAGCAAUGAAAUUUCUGCUCUCAAUCCCGAACUAAUAAGAGAUAUGUCCAAACCAUUGGGCGCAAUGUACGAACCAAGGUUGAAAUUCCUUAAAAUUAGGAGUGAAUCUUUGGAACCACCUCAUCUUUACAGUUCGACACAUAUAAGUGGUCCUUCGAUUUAUUUACUGCUAAUUAGAACGGAACCAUUCGCUACUUUGCAUAUUAAAUUCCAAAGUGGUCAAUUUGAUCGACCAAUGAGAGUUUUCUCGAGUAUUGCGAAUAACCAUGAGAUUUCUUUGACUCAGAGAAACGAUUUCUUCGAAGUUCCUCCUGAAUUUUAUUUCUCAACAGAAUUUUUGACGAAUAUGAACAAAUACGACUUCGGUGGCCCACAAGAUGUAAUUCUUCCACCAUGGGCAAGCUCACCUCACGAGUUUGUCGAUAAACAUAGGAAGAUUUUGGAAAUGGCCCCAAUUGAGAAAUGGAUUGACCUUGUUUUCGGUUAUUUACAACGUGGCCAAAAUGCAGAGAAGGCAAAUAACGUAUAUAUGCCUUAUUUAUACUCAAAUAUUUGGGAAGAAAAAGAUUGUCCACCUCCAGAACAAGUAGAGAUCAUGUUGAAGGCUGUAGGCCAAGUUCCUCCUCAACUGUUUACUUCCCCGCACCCAGCAAGGCAAGUUUUGCCUCCGAAAUGCAUUUUCCAAAAUAAUUAUAAUUUCAAAGUUCCUCAAAACAUGGUUGAUGUUUGUCUUGGCUUCAUAAAUGAUGGUGUUAAAGGUGUUGCUCGUGAUAAAAGAGGCGUUUUCUAUCGAAUUAACGGCCAACCUUCAUCUCCUUUGUUUAAUCAGAUAGAAGUUGCUCCGCAAACAGCUUUUUCGCUUAGUUCCCCUGCAUCUUAUUUCUUUGUUGACUCUGGAAGACACAAAAUCAUCUACAGAGAACUUUCCAGUCAAUUAACUACGGCAACUAUCAAUUUCUUUUCAAGAAUCGAUAGUAUUUCAUCAACAAACAACUAUGGAACGGCGAUUACAGGUUCAGAUGCCUUCUGUUUCAGACAUAAUUCUGAGAUGAUUCUUAAUUCUCACAGAAGAAGCAUCAAACCAUAUGUCUGCUCAGCAAUAAGGAAAGAAUUUGACUUGUUCGUGGUUUGUACUGAAGAAGAAAUGAGUUUAUACUCAUUAAGAAGAAGAUCUUUAUUUAAGACCGUUAAAAUCAGUCAUCCUACAAAAGUUUUGAUUACUCCGGUGUUCGGACAUAUUCUUUUGAUGAACAAUGAGUUCAUUGAACUCUUUGACGUCAAUGGAUUUUUCAUCAAAAGAAUUCAACAGCCAGAUAUCACUUCCAUUGAUAUUGGAAGGUUCAGAGAUUGUGAUGUUGCGUAUGCAGCUCUUGCAAACGGCAGCAUUGUUACUUUUGACGUUUUUGACAUGAAAUUCAAAGUAAUUUUAGAGGGACACUACAAUCUUGUGAAGAUUGUUAGAAAUGGAAACUGCAUUCUUUGUGUUUCAGAAGAUGGAAAUGCAGUUUUUGUUCCAUUUUCUUUAUAA
This is a messenger RNA of Trichomonas vaginalis G3, 6018 nucleotides long. RefSeq names its product platelet formation protein family. Lineage: Eukaryota; Parabasalia; Trichomonadida; Trichomonadidae. The record is from RefSeq and is a predicted model, not a curated record. The transcript has a single exon. Gene Ontology annotation, molecular function: protein binding. Bases 1 to 6018 code for a protein of 2005 amino acids.